AUGAGAAAUGAAACAGUGAUAUUAGUCAAGUCUACAUUAGAGAUGUCUGAAGUUAUCCAAGAAUUAAUGACCAAACUAAUAUUAAUGCGCAUAACUGUGAUACAUACAGAAAUAGCCAGUAAAUAUAGCGUAGAGAAAGUUUCUAUUCUAGAAGAUGAUUUCGCCGUCCUGAUUAAUUCUAACCAUCCGUCCUUAAAGAAACAGUUCAGUGAUAGUUUGCAGGAAGCGGCCGUUCACACUGCUAAAAACAGUCGAUUCUGUUUAGAGAUAGAUUUGACAGAAACUAUGAAAUCGUGGUACACAGAAAACCGUGACGCAUUCACUAGUUGUGAUGACAUACAUUCCAUGAAGAUGAGAAGAACACGCCUUUACGUCACCAAUUAUUCCAUAUAUAGUCAUUAUUUUGACUGUAGUCCGAAAUGGAUUAUAUUUUUAGGGUUAUGUUGGUUGGUUUCAGCUCCGUGCUAUUUUAUAUUUAGAAAACUAACAUGUUCAGAUAUCCGUGUGGUUAUUAAUGGGGAAAUAACUCUAAUGACUAAUAUGUUACCAGAUAAAUCAGAGAGUACCAGGAGUCAUGAGUUACGGGCAGUUCCUUGGGCUUACUACACAUUGAUAUCUUAA
This is a messenger RNA of Lottia gigantea (owl limpet), 621 nucleotides long. RefSeq lists its product as hypothetical. Lineage: Eukaryota; Metazoa; Mollusca; Gastropoda; Lottiidae. The coding region runs from base 1 to 621 and encodes 206 amino acids. The transcript has 6 exons. The record is from RefSeq and is a predicted model, not a curated record.